Molecule: messenger RNA, 2232 nt
Organism: Selaginella moellendorffii
Lineage: Eukaryota; Viridiplantae; Streptophyta; Lycopodiopsida; Selaginellales; Selaginellaceae
Product: putative E3 ubiquitin-protein ligase LIN
Exons: 6
Coding region: 223-2151 (642 amino acids)
Source: RefSeq, a predicted model, not a curated record
UGGUUGAGGAAACCUAGAUUCUUGUCACGGGAAUCCUGACCGGCUGAGGCCCUGUGCGUGAUUUUUUUACGCUCUUGUUUGCUUUCCCUUGUUUCUUUAUCUCCGGUUUGAAUCUGGAGGGAAAUCGCUAGAUUUCGUUGGCCUGAUCCUUUCUUCUUCUACCAGGUCGAGCGAUUGGUGGGAACCCGGACCGCGAUUUCAAGUCUCAACCAAUUAUUCACGAUGGCUCCUCUACGAGAGAGAUUGUCUCACGAAUCCAUCGUCGAGAAUGGGAAGCUCCGAGACGGUGCAGCGUUGCUGAAAGCAGUGGUCUUGAUCGCGAAUGGUUACGCCAAGACCCUUCUCAGGAAUUCGCAAGACCGUGAGUGGCUCAAGCAUCUCGCGAGGCAGAACGCGGCCAAUGGUAGCUACCAUGAACACGCCGAGCACGCGAAUCUCAGCUGGGCUGUCGAUGGUUUCGAAAAGGCCGUCCUUUCUGUGAAGGAUGUCCACGGUGAAGAGCUCGAGCGAGCAGUCAGGUACCUCAAGCUGCUGGGAAGGUCUCGGAAUUCUUUCGUCUCGGCGUCGGCACACUUGUACCUGGCUCUGGUCUGGCUGGUGCGACACAAUCCUUACAAAGUGGCUUGGCACAUCCUCCAGAUGUUCAACGUUGGUCCUCGCAUCUCGCGAAGUGAGUUCGCUCCCACCCUCUGGAAGCAGUUAUUUCUCCCUCGGUUUUCCAAGUUGGAGGAGUGGUAUAGCAAGGAGACCGGAAAUCCGUCGACACAGAAGGUGCCUUCCUCCGGAAAGAUUUCUCCACGGCAGUCGUCUUAUUCUAUUGAGGCGCUGUAUACAGACUUGAAAGGCUUUUGGCAUCAGCUUCACCCGUCUAGUGUUCGAUCGGGACCUCUGGACCAGCUGUGCCUUGAGCGUGAGGAAAAACUACAUGUUCUCAGGAGUCUUUAUCAGGAAUCUCUGGACGAGAACACGAAGGCUUUUGCGGGUUUUUAUCAGUAUGCGAUCUCUCAACACCGCAAAGGCGGCACCUUGAAGUUCCCGUCCGUGAAAACUCCUCAAAUUCGGCUUCAAUACGUGCAGCGAGAGUUUUUAUCAAGGAGCAAUUUGGUGGCACCGUCUGAACGAAACAAAACGAAGGCGAAGGAAAACGUUUGCCCGAGUAUUGGAAAUAUUAUGGAAUCUCCGACAACACCGAAGGAGACAAAGAAGCCAUCAAUGUCGAACGGUAAUGAACUUGGCUCUUGGAGAGUACGGUCCGGAAGUGAAAUGGACAAUGGAUCACCAGCCUAUUCGACUGUGAGCCAAUCCUCGCCUUUCUCGUCUACGGAAAUUUCUACGGACAAAAAGAUACCGCUGGCCGAGACACCGAUAAAGCUUGAUACUUCGAAGAAUAUGGAGGAUCUGAGGAAAGCCGUUGUAACGUUGUGUUCCGUCGAGAACCUCCAAGAUUGCGAGCAAGUUGUUCCAGUCAUUGCCCGCGUCUGGAUGGAAUCCAAAGGCAAUCCUCGUCUCGAAGCCUUCUUGACCAAGCCGGUAGUCAUCGAUGUCAUGAUGGAGUUCAUGGUUACGUCCAAGUCCCUGCAAACGCAAAGAACAGCGGUUUGCCUGCUAACCGAGUUCGUCCACAACAACGAGGCUGUUCGGCGGCGGAUAGUAGACUACGACCCAAGUCUCGGAUGGGUGAGCAAGACUCUCCAACAAGGCAGGAUUCCACAGGCAGUGGUUCUUCUCUACUUGCUCAAGCUCCCCUCGCCAGAGCUCGAGGCUCUCCAGCUCGUCCCCGCGCUCGUGGAAGUCCUCCAGGAACAGGUUGUGGUGGAUCGGACCUCUCCGGCCCUCCGGGCUCCAAGAGCAGCGGCGAUCUUUCUCUUGGAGCAGCUCGUCUCUUUCGACCUUUGCGCGAUCGCCAAGGUGUCCGAGGGGGCUGCACCGUAUCUCCUCCAGUGCCUCGAGUCCGAGACGCCCGAAGAGCAAGUGAGCGUGAUGGUGAUCCUGCUGUGCUGCAUGGAGGCGGACCAGACGUGUAGCGACUUCAUCGCGCAGCAUUGCAAGCCGUCCAAGCUGAUGCAGCUGGUGCAAUCGCACGACAGCCGGUCCAGGGAGAUCGCCAUCGCCUUCGUUCACAGCUUGCUCCUGGCACGCAAAAAGUUGUAAAAAGAUAGCUUGGUUUUGUCCUCCACAACUCGAGGGAUAGCGCUAUGUUUUUAAAGAGAAGGGUUUAAGUAUUAGUUUGUU